This is a messenger RNA of Porites evermanni, 5952 nucleotides long. NCBI's taxonomy places the organism in Eukaryota, Metazoa, Cnidaria, Anthozoa, Scleractinia, Poritidae. The record is from the annotation of a GenBank genome assembly.
AUUACUGUUCCACCACAAGUGUUCUAUCAUGACUGUUCCACUAUUACAGUUCCACUAUUACUGUUCCACCAUGUCUGUUACACCAUCACUGUUUCACCAUUACUGUUCCACUAUUACUGUUCCACCAUGACUCUUCCACCAUCUCUGUUCCACCAUUACUGUUCCAAUAUUACUGUUCCACCACGAGUGUUCCACCAUGACUGUUCCACUGUGACUGUUCCACCAUUACUGUUCCACUAUUACUGUUCCACCAUGACUCUUCCACCAUCACUGUUCCACUAUUACUGUUCCACCAUGACUCUUCCACCAUGACUAUUUCACCAUGACAGUUCCACUAUGACUGUUCGACCAUUACUGUUUACCAUGAUUGUUCCACUAGUACUGUUUGACCAUUACUGUUCCACCAUGACUGUUCCACUGUGACUGUUUCACCAUGAUGGUUCCACUAUUACUGUUCAACCAUUACUGUUCCAGCAUUACUGUUCCACUAUUACUGUUCCACCAUGACUGUUCCACCAUCUCUGUUCCACCAUUACUGUUCCACUAUUACUGUUCCACCACAAGUGUUCCACCAUGACUGUUCCACUGUGACUGUUCCACCAUUACUGUUCCACUAUUACUGUUCCACCAUGACUGUUACACCAUCACUGUUCCACUAUUACUGUUCCACCAUGACUCUUCCACCAUCACUGUUUCACCAUGACAGUUCCACUAUGACUGUUCGACCAUUACUGUUGACCAUGAUUGUUCCACUAGUACUGUUUGACCAUUACUGUUCCACCAUGACUGUUCCACUGUGACUGUUCCACUAUUACUAUUCCACCACGAGUGUUCCACCAUGACAGUUCCACCAUUACUGUUCCACCAUGACAUUUCCACCAUCACUGUUUUACCAUGACUCUUCCACCAUCACUGUUUCACCAUGACAGUUCCACUAUGACUGUUCGACCAUUACUGUUUACCAUGAUUGUUCCACUAGUAAUGUUUGACCAUUACUGUUCCACCAUGACUGUUCCAUCAUGACUGUUCCACUAUGACUGUUCCACCAUUACUGUUCCACUUUUACUGUUCCACCAUUACUGUCUCACCAUGACUGUUUCACCAUGACUGAUCAACUAUUACUGUUCCACCAUGACUGUCCCACUAUGACUGUUCUAAAAUUACUGUUCCACUAUUACUGUUAAACCAUUACUGUUCCACCAUCACUGUUUUACCAUGACGGUCCACUAUUACUGUUCCACCACGAGUAUUCCACCAUGACUGUUCCAGUAUGACUGUUCCACCAUUACUGUUCCACUAUUACUGUUCCACCAUUACUAUUCCACCAUCACUGUUCCACCAUCCCUGUUUAACCAUGACUGUUCCACUAUUAUUGUUCCACCAUGAGUGUCCCACCAUGACUGUUCCACUAUGACUGUUCCACCAUCACUGUUUCACUAUUACUGUUCCAGGAUAACUGUUCCACCGUAACUGUUCUACCAUUACUGUUGCACCAUGACUGUUCCACCAUCACCGUUCCUCUAGAACUGUUCCACUAUUACUGUUCCACCAUGACUGUUCCACCAUCACUGUUUUACAAUGACGGUCCACUAUUACUGUUCCACCACGAGUAUUCCACCAUGACUGUUCCAGUAUGACUGUUCCACCAUUACUGUUCCACUAUUACUGUUCUACCAUUACUGUUCCACCAUCACUGUUCCACCAUCCCUGUUUCACCAUGACUGUUCCACUAUUAUUGUUCCACCAUGAGUGUCCCACCAUGACUGUUCCACUAUGACUGUUUCACUAUUACUGUUCCAGGAUAACUGUUCCACCGUAACUGUUCUACCAUUACUGUUGCACCAUGACUGUUCCACCAUCACUGUUCCUCUAGUAUUGUUCCACUAUUACUGUUCCACCAUGACUGUUCCACCAUCACUGUUUUACAAUGACGGUCCACUAUAACUGUUCCACCACGAGUGUUCCACCAUGACUGUUCCAGUAGGACUGUUCCACCAAUACUGUUCCACUAUUACUAUUCCACCAUUACUGUUCCACCAUCACUAUUUCACCAUGACGGUUCCACUAUGACUGUUCUACAAUUACUGUUCCACUAUUACUGUUCCACCAUGACUGUUCCGCCAUGACUGUUUCACCACUACUGUUCCACUAUUAUUGUUCCACCAUUAGUGUUCCACCAUCACUAUUUAACUAUGGCUGUCCCACCAUUACUGUUCCACCACAAGACUUAGUGUUCCACCAUGACUGUUCCACUAUGACUGUUCCACUAUAACUGUUAACCAUGACUCUCCACUAUUACUGUUCCACCAUUACUGUUCCACCAUCACUGUUCCACCAUCCCUGUUUCACCAUGACUGUUCCUUUAUUAUUGUUCCACCAUGAGUGUCCCACCAUGACUGUUCCACUAUGACUGUUCCACCAUGACUGUUUCACUAUUACUGUUCCACCAUGACUGUUCCACCAUCUUUGUUCCGCCAUUACUGUUCCACUAUUACUGUUCCACCAUGAGUGUUCCACCAUGACUGUUCCACUGUGACUGUUCUACCAUCACUGUUCCACCAUUACUGUUCCACUGUCACUGUUCCACUAUUACUGUUGCAGCAUGACCGUUCUACCAUUACUGUUCCAUUAUUACUGUUCCACCACGAGUGUUCUAUCAUGACUGUUCCACUAUUACAGUUCCACUAUUACUGUUCCACCAUGUCUGUUACAUCAUCACUGUUUCACCAUUACUGUUCCACUAUUACUGUUCCACCAUGUCUGUUACAUCAUCACUGUUUCACCAUUACUGUUCCACUAUUACUGUUCCACCAUGUCUGUUACACCAUCACUGUUUCACCAUCACUGUUUCACCAUUACUGUUCCACUAUUACUGUUCCACCAUGUCUGUUACACCAUCACUGUUUCACCAUCACUGUUUCACCAUGACUGUUCCAUCAUCACUGUUCCUGUAGUACUGUUCCACUAUUAAUGUUCCACCAUGACUGUUCCACCAUCACUGUUUCACCAUGACUUUUCCACUUUUUUUACUUUUCCACCAUGACUGUUCCACCAUGACUCUUCCACUGUGACCGUUCCAUCACUGUUUUACUAUUACUGUUCCACCAUGACUGUUGCACCAUCACUUUCACCAUCACUGUUGCACCAUCACUGUUGCACCAUGACUGUUCCAUCAUCACUGUUCCUGUAGUACUGUUCCACUAUUAAUGUUCCACCAUGACUGUUCCACCAUCACUGUUUCACCAUGACUUUUCCACUUUUUUUACUUUUCCACCAUGACUGUUCCACCAUGACUCUUCCACUGUGACCGUUCCAUCACUGUUUUACUAUUACUGUUCCACCAUGACUGUUGCACCAUCACUGUUUCACCAUUACUGUUCCACCAUCACUGUUCCUGUAGUACUGUUCCACUAUUACUGUUCCACCAUGACUGUUCCACCAUCACUGUUCCCCCAUGACUGUUCCACUAUAACUGUUCCACCACGAGUGUUCCACCUUGACUGUUCCACCAUUACUGUUCCACUAUUACUGUUCCACCAUGACUGUUCCACCAUCUCUGUUCCACCAUUACUGUUCCACUAUUACUGUUUCACCACGAGUGUUCCACCAUGACUGUUCCACUGUGGCUGUUCCACCAUUACUGUUCCACCAUGACAGUUCCACCAUGAAUGUUCCACUAUUACUGUUCCACCAUGACUCUUCCACCAUCACUGUUUCACCAUUACUGUUCCACCAUCACUGUUCCUGUAGUACUGUUCCACUAUUACUGUUCCACCAUGACUGUUCCACUAUUACUGUGUCCCACCAGGAGUGUUCCACCUUGUCUGUUCCACUGUGACUGUUCCACCAUUACUGUUCCACUAUUACUGUUCCACCAUGACUCUUCCACCAUCUCUGUUCCACCAUAAUUUACUGUUCCACUAUUACUGUUCCACCACGAGUGUUCCACCAUGACUGUUCCACUGUGACUGUUCCACCACUACUGUUCCACUAUUACUGUUCCACCAUGACUCUUCCACCAUCACUGUUCCACUAUUACUGUUCCACCAUUACUGUUUACCAUGAUUGUUCCACUAGUACUGUUUGACCAUUACUCUUCCACCAUGACUGUUUCACCAUGACUGUUCCACUAUUACUGUUCCACCACGAGUGUUCCAUUAUGACAGUUCCACCAUUACUGUUCCACUAUGACAUUUCCACCAUCACUUUUUUACAAUGACGUUUCCACUAUUACUGUUCCACCACAAGUGUUUCACCAUGACUGUUCCACUAUGACUGUUCCACCAUUACUGUUCCACUAUUACUGUUCCACCAUUACUGUUCCACCAUCACUGUUUCAACAUGACGGUUGCACUAUUACUGUUCCACCACAAGUUUUCCACCAUGACUGUCCCACUAUGACUGUUCUAAAAUUACUGUUCCACUAUUACUGUUCCACCAUGACUGUUCCGCCAUGACUGUUUCACCACUACUGUUCCACUAUUAUUGUUCCACCAUUAGUGUUCUACCAUCAGCACUAUGACUGUUUCACCAUAAUGCAUCACUAUUUAGCUAUGACUGUCCCACUAUUACUGUUCGAUCACAAGUGUUCCACCAUGACUGUUCCACUAUGACUGUUCCACCACAACUGUUUACCAUGACUUUUCCACUAUUACUGUUCCACCAUCACUGUUCCACCAUCCCUGUUUCACCAUGUCUGUUCCACUAUUAUUGUUCCACCAUGAGUGUCCCACCAUGACUGUUCCACUAUUACUGUUCUAGGAUAACUGUUCCACCGUAACUGUUCUACCAUUACUGUUGCACCAUGAAUGUUCCACCAUGACUGUUCCUCUAGUACUGUUCCACCAUCACUGUUUUACCAUGAUGGUCCACUAUUACUGUUCCACCACGAGUGUUCUACCAUCACUGUUUCACCAUGACUGUUCCACCAAUACUGUUCCACUAUUAUUGUUCCACCAUUACUGUUCCACCAUCACUGUUUCGCCAUGACGGUUCCACUUUUACUGUUCCACCACAAGUGUUCCACCAUGACUGUCCCACUAUGACUGUUCUACAAUUACUGUUCCACUAUUACGUUUCCACCAUGACUGUUCCGCCAUGACUGUUUCACCACUACUGUUCCACUAUUAUUGUUUCACCAUAAGUGUUUGACCAUCACCACUGACUGUUCCACCAUCACUAUUUAACUAUGACUGUCCCACUAUUACUGUUCCACCACAAGACUUAGUGUUCCACCAUGACUGUUUCACUAUGACUGUUCCACUAUAACUGUUAACCAUGACUUUUCCACUAUUACUGUUCCACCAUUACUGUUCCACCAUCACUGUUCCACCAUCACUGUUCCACCAUCACUGUUCCACCAUCCCUGUUUCACCAUGACUGUUCCACUAUUAUUGUUCCACCAUGAGUGUCCCACCAUGACUGUUCCACUAUGACUGUUCCACCAUGACUGUUUCACUAUUACUGUUCCACCAUGACUGUUCCACCAUCUCUGUUCUACCAUUACUGUUCCACUAUUACUGUUCCACCACGAGUGUUCCACCAUGACUGUUCCAGUGUGACUGUUCUACCAUCACUGUUCCACCAUUACUGUUCCACGGUCACUGUUCCACUAUUACUGUUGCAGCAUUGCAGCAUGACUGUUCUACCAUUACUGUUCCACUAUUACUGUUCCACCAUGACUGUUCCACCAUCACUGUUUCACCAUGACUUUUCCACUAUUACUGUUCCACCAUGAGUGUUCCACCUUGACUGUUCCACCAUUACUGUUGCACUAUUACUGUUCCACCAUGACUGUUCCACCAUCUUUGUUCCACUAUUACUGUUCCACCACGAGUGUUCCACCAUGACUGUUCCACCAUGACUGUUCCACCAUUACUGUUCCACUAUUACUGUUCCACCAUGACUGUUCCAUCAUCACUGUUCCACUAUUACUGUUCCACCAUGACUCUU